AUGAGGGAGAUCGUGCACCUGCAGGCAGGCCAGUGCGGCAACCAGAUCGGGGCCAAGUUUUGGGAAGUGAUCAGUGAUGAGCAUGGUAUCGACCCACAGGAAAAAAAUACCAUGGGGAUAGUGACUUGAUCCCCCCAGCAGCUGUAAAGAAUUAAUGUCUACUACAAUGAAGCCUCAGGUGGCAAGUAUGUACCCAGAGCUGUCCUUGUGGACUUGGAGCCUGGCACCAUGGACUCCGUCCGUUCCGGACCAUUUGGACAGAUCUUCAGGCCAGACAACUUUGUUUUUGGACAAAGUGGUGCUGGCAAUAACUGGGCCAAAGGACACUACACAGAGGGAGCAGAGUUGGUGGACUCUGUAAUGGACGUAGUGAGGAAGGAAUCUGAAAGCUGUGACUGUCUGCAAGGUUUUCAGCUUACUCAUUCCCUAGGUGGUGGAAACUGGAUCUGGCAUGGGGACCCUCCUUAUCAGCAAGAUCAGAGAAGAAUACCCAGACCGAAUCAUGAACACCUUCAGUGUUGUACCCUCCCCCAAAGUAUCUGACACAGUGGUAGAACCUUACAAUGCCACACUCUCUGUCCACCAACUUGUAGAAAACACAGAUGAGACCUACUGUAUAGACAAUGAAGCUCUGUAUGAUAUCUGCUUCCGUACACUCAAGUUGACCACCCCUACAUAUGGUGAUCUUAAUCACUUGGUCAGUGCUACCAUGAGCGGUGUCACCACCUGUCUGCGCUUCCCAGGCCAGCUCAAUGCUGAUCUCCGAAAAACUAGCUGUCAACAUGGUCCCCUUCCCACGUCUUCACUUCUUCAUGCCAGGAUUUGCUCCUUUAACUAGCCGUGGAAGCCAGCAGUAUCGUUCCCUCACAGUACCAGAGCUCACCCAGCAAAUGUUCGACUCCAAAAACAUGAUGGCCGCCUGCGACCCAAGACACGGACGUUACUUAACGGUGGCAGCUGUCUUCAGAGGACGCAUGUCCAUGAAGGAGGUGGAUGAGCAGAUGCUGAAUGUUCAAAACAAAAACAGCAGCUACUUUGUAGAAUGGAUCCCCAAACAAUGUGAAGACAGCAGUCUGCGACAUCCCACCACGUGGUCUGAAAAUGGCAGCCACCUUCAUUGGCAACAGCACAGCCAUCCAAGAGCUAUUCAAACGCAUCUCUGAGCAGUUCACUGCCAUGUUCCGUCGCAAGGCCUUCUUGCACUGGUACACUGGAGAAGGCAUGGAUGAGAUGGAGUUCACAGAAGCUGAGAGCAACAUGAAUGAUUUGGUCUCAGAAUACCAGCAGUACCAGGAUGCCACAGCAGAAGAGGGAGAGUUUGAAGAGGAGGCUGAGGAAGAAGCUGCAUAG
Staurois parvus is the source of this 1350-nucleotide messenger RNA. NCBI's taxonomy places the organism in Eukaryota, Metazoa, Chordata, Amphibia, Anura, Ranidae. The record is from the annotation of a GenBank genome assembly.